Messenger RNA from Pan troglodytes (chimpanzee), 3106 nucleotides. It is a transcript of the gene GYG2, whose product is annotated as glycogenin 2. The coding region runs from base 233 to 1642 and encodes 469 amino acids. The transcript is spliced from 11 exons. Gene Ontology annotation, molecular function: glycosyltransferase activity. The record is from RefSeq and is a predicted model, not a curated record. Lineage: Eukaryota; Metazoa; Chordata; Mammalia; Primates; Hominidae.
GGGGGCUGGGCGGAGGCGGGGCCGGGCUUCCGGACAGAGGCCAAUCGCUGCCCUCGGGGCCUCCAGCGCCGGCUCUGGGCCGAGGCAGCCGGAGCGCGGAAGAGGCCUGGAAAUCCACGCGGAUUCCCGGAGACGGCGCCUCUGCUCUGCGGGUUCGUGACGAGGAAGUCCACCCACUGCUCCCGGGCGCAGGUCUGCAGGUCCGCGCCCACUGCCCGCGGCGCCACUGACCAUGUCGGUGACUGAUCAGGCUUUUGUCACACUGGCCACCAAUGACAUCUACUGUCAGGGCGCCCUGGUCCUGGGGCAGUCACUGAGGAGACACAGGCUGACGAGGAAGCUGGUGGUGUUGAUCACUCCUCAGGUGUCCAGCCUGCUCAGGGUCAUCCUCUCGAAGGUGUUCGAUGAAGUCAUUGAAGUGAAUCUAAUCGAUAGUGCCGACUACAUCCACCUGGCCUUUCUGAAGAGACCUGAGCUCGGGCUCACCCUCACCAAGCUUCACUGUUGGACUCUCACUCACUACAGCAAGUGUGUCUUCCUGGAUGCGGACACUCUGGUGCUGUCCAAUGUCGAUGAGCUGUUCGACAGGGGAGAGUUUUCUGCGGCCCCGGACCCCGGAUGGCCAGAUUGCUUCAAUAGCGGGGUAUUUGUCUUCCAGCCUUCUCUCCACACGCAUAAACUCCUGCUGCAGCACGCCAUGGAACACGGCAGCUUUGAUGGGGCAGACCAAGGCUUACUGAAUAGUUUCUUCAGGAACUGGUCGACCACAGACAUCCACAAGCACCUGCCGUUCAUCUAUAACUUGAGUAGUAACACGAUGUACACUUACAGCCCUGCCUUCAAGCAAUUCGGUUCCAGUGCAAAGGUCGUCCACUUUUUGGGGUCCAUGAAACCUUGGAACUACAAGUACAAUCCACAGAGUGGCUCGGUGUUGGAGCAAGGCUCAGCGUCCAGCAGCCAGCACCAGGCGGCAUUCCUUCAUCUCUGGUGGACGGUCUACCAGAACAACGUGCUGCCCCUUUAUAAAAGCGUCCAAGCGGGGGAAGCACGCGCGUCUCCUGGUCACACACUUUGCCGCAGUGAUGUGGGGGGGCCGUGUGCGGAUUCAGCCUCUGGUGUUGGAGAGCCGUGUGAAAAUUCAACACCCAGUGCCGGCGUGCCGUGUGCAAAUUCACCACUGGGUUCUAACCAGCCUGCUCAGGGCCUUCCGGAGCCGACCCAGAUAGUGGAUGAGACCCUGUCCCUACCUGAAGGACGCCGUUCAGAAGAUAUGAUAGCUUGUCCUGAAAUUGAGACUCCUGCCGUGAUAACGUGUGACCCACUGUCCCAGCCUUCCCCUCAGCCUGCAGACUUCACAGAGACUGAAACCACCUUGCCAGCAAAUAAAGUCGAAAGUGUCUCAUCCGAGGAAACCUUCGAACCAAGCCAGGAACUCCCUGCUGAGGCUGUCAGGGACCCCAGUCUGCAGGAUGCACUGGAGGUCGACCUGGCCGUCUCUGUUUCCCAGAUCUCCAUCGAAGAGAAGGUGAAGGAAUUGAGCCCCGAGGAAGAGAGGAGGAAGUGGGAGGAAGGCCGUAUCGACUACAUGGGGAAGGACGCGUUUGCUCGCAUCCAGGAGAAGCUGGACCGGUUCCUGCAGUAAUCCGGCAGCUGGUGGGCGUUGUGUGUAGUUAGACAAUGUCCUGUUGGGUGGUCCUGUUGCGUGGAGAUCUCCUCUGGUCCUUUCAAAGGGAAACGCUGUUGAACCUUGUGCCUCUAUUUAUGCUUAAUCCAUUUGAGUGCCUCACACAAAAAACGUAGAGUAUAGAAAUCCACCUUAAAGCCCCUCGCCCCAACUUCUCCACCAAUGCCUUCAGAGGUCACUUCUACCCUUGAAGCUGUCGGCAAAAGCGAGCAGCAAUAACAUUCUAGUAGACCCUUGAUGGUGGUCUCCGCUCUUGCCCGACGGACCUCUGAAGUACGCUGGAGCUGUGUUGUACAGGUGCUGUGAGACCUACCCUAUUUAGAAUGAAACCUCACUGCCAAUUUCCUCCCAUCACGAAGCUAACAACACUAAUAUACGUAUUUAGCACCUCUGAGGCUUUGCCAUGGAGACCCAUUUCUGUAGGGCUAAGGAAACAUUUAGACGUGGUGACUGACUUUCAUUUGGACUAGGCGAAGCGUAUCUGAGAAACACCUCGGCUGUGGUCUCUCUGCUUUAAAUCCUAACAGGACUUCCUAGAGCGUUGACAGAAAUUCUACUCGUGGACGUUGGGAAGAAAGAUUGUAGGUGGCUUGGGGAAUGUGGGUGGCUUAGAGGAUCUAAACCGAUUCACUUCCUGGUUGAGAAGCAUCCAGGGCUUGGCCCUAAACGAUUUAGAGCAACAGUUUGCUCAGGAUAACAGGAUCUAGAGAUGCUCUCUGCUUGACAACAAAAGUCAGGGUGCAGUCGGUCCGCCCUUGACUGCUCUUGGCUUGGUCUCUACCCCCACUACCUCCGUUCUCAAUAACUUAGUGAAUCACUGCCCUCCUCAAAGCCAUUUCCACUCACCUCUUUCCAGAGAAUUCUCAGUUUUAUGAGACGGGAAACUUUAUUUCACGAGAAAGCCUCGUUGUCAGAAGUAUCUUCAUUCAAUGGGCACAAUAUGCUGUGUAUCUCACCAGGUAGCUGUGUUUACGUGGAGAGGCGUGGCCACUUUUUAGGUCACCUGAAGCAGUUUAGCCUUUGGAUAGAGGAACCUGCCUGAAUUUAGGGCAUUAGUGGUGGCAUUUUUUUGUGUACAAGAUGUGGGUGAUGCAGGGGCUGUUUCUUUUUCCGUGUGGGUGGUUAAUAAUCGUCAGUCUCAGAGGGCGAUGCUCGUAGGAUAUUUCAGGGCUUAAUUUAAAAUAGCCAUAUGGAUACAGUCUCAGGUGAGUCAGGGUUGGAUGGUCAUCGGCUUUCAGACGGAGACCACGGGAAUGUUCAGGGAAAAAAUGUCAGCUUCUCUGAGGACCAGAAUUCAUGUUCACGGGCAGUGAUGAGUUGGCUUAUGGAGUGAGUCCAGUCUGGAAUUCCGCCGUGCAUUCUAGCCUGUAUCAUCUCAUUUGGACAAAUGCUGGCACGUUGAAAUUAAAAUGUUAAAAAACA